Acomys russatus (golden spiny mouse) is the source of this 4986-nucleotide messenger RNA. It is a transcript of the gene Gli3, whose product is annotated as GLI family zinc finger 3. Gene Ontology annotation, biological process: smoothened signaling pathway; regulation of transcription by RNA polymerase II. Gene Ontology annotation, cellular component: nucleus. The record is from RefSeq and is a predicted model, not a curated record. Lineage: Eukaryota; Metazoa; Chordata; Mammalia; Rodentia; Muridae. Gene Ontology annotation, molecular function: DNA-binding transcription factor activity, RNA polymerase II-specific; RNA polymerase II cis-regulatory region sequence-specific DNA binding.
CUCCUCUGCUAGCCCGCGCCACACCAUGCCCGCCGCGGCCGCACACUGCGAUCAGCCCGGCCAUCCACGGUAGCCCGGGUCACCCUAAGCUCCGCCGGCGCGGGUCUGUGGAUUUGAGACCUGACAGCCACAGCCGCAGGCAUUUCUUCGAGAAACAAGCUGAAGUAAUGAGAAGACAUUAUGGAGGCCCAGUCCCACAGCUCCACAGCCACUGAGAGGAAGAAAGCUGAGAAUUCCAUCGCCAAGUGUCCCACAAGAACAGACGUCAGUGAGAAGGCCGUGGCCUCCAGCACCACUUCGAAUGAGGAUGAAAGUCCUGGACAGACCUAUCACCGAGAGAGAAGAAACGCAAUUGCCAUGCAGCCUGAGAGUGUACAGGGGCUCGGGAAAAUCAGCGAGGAACCCUCAACAUCGAGUGACGAGAGGGCCUCGCUGAUCAAGAAGGAGAUCCAUGGGUCUCUGCAACAUCUGGCGGAGCCCUCUCUCCCUUACCGUGGGACUGUGUUUGCCAUGGACCCCCGCAAUGGCUAUGUGGAGCCUCACUACCACCCUCCUCAUCUUUUCCCUGCCUUCCAUCCUCCUGUACCAAUUGACGCCAGACAUCAUGAGGGCCGUUACCAUUACGAUCCAUCUCCUAUUCCUCCGUUACAUGUGCCUUCUGCCCUAUCUAGUAGCCCAACGUAUCCAGACCUGCCCUUCAUUAGGAUCUCCCCACACCGGAACCCCACGGCAGCUUCCGAGUCCCCCUUCAGCCCCCCACACCCCUACAUCAACCCGUACGUGGACUACAUCCGCUCCCUGCACAGCAGCCCGUCCCUCUCCAUGAUCUCAGCUGCUCGAGGGCUGAGUCCUACAGAUGCGCCCCAUGCUGGAGUGAGCCCGGCGGAGUACUAUCACCAGAUGGCCCUGCUGACAGGCCAGCGCAGCCCCUAUGCAGACAUUCUUCCCUCAGCUGCCACUGCCGGUGCGGGGGCCAUCCACAUGGAGUACCUUCACGCUAUGGAUAGCACCAGAUUUCCCAGCCCCAGGCUGUCAGCCAGGCCCAGCCGAAAACGCACACUGUCUAUAUCGCCACUGUCGGAUCAUAGCUUUGACCUUCAGACCAUGAUAAGAACAUCUCCUAACUCCUUGGUCACAAUUCUCAACAAUUCCCGUAGCAGCUCUUCAGCAAGUGGUUCCUAUGGGCACUUAUCGGCAAGCGCCAUCAGCCCUGCUUUGAGCUUCACCUACCCGUCUGCCCCCGUGUCUCUCCAUAUGCACCAACAGAUCCUGAGCCGACAGCAAAGCUUAGGCUCCGCAUUUGGACACAGCCCUCCACUCAUCCACCCUGCUCCAACCUUUCCAACACAGAGGCCUAUACCUGGGAUCCCGACGGUUCUGAAUCCUGUCCAGGUCAGCUCUGGCCCUUCCGAGUCCUCACAGAACAAGCCAACAAGUGAGUCCGCAGUGAGCAGCACUGGCGACCCUAUGCAUAAUAAGCGGUCCAAGAUCAAGCCCGAUGAAGACCUCCCCAGCCCAGGGUCACGGGGCCAGCAGGAACAGCCUGAAGGAACAACCCUAGUCAAGGAGGAGGGCGACAAAGAUGAAAGCAAGCAGGAGCCUGAAGUCAUCUACGAGACCAACUGCCACUGGGAAGGCUGCACGCGGGAGUUCGACACCCAGGACCAGCUUGUGCAUCAUAUCAAUAAUGACCACAUUCAUGGAGAAAAGAAGGAGUUUGUGUGCCGCUGGCUGGAUUGUUCCAGAGAGCAGAAGCCCUUCAAAGCCCAGUACAUGUUGGUAGUGCAUAUGAGAAGACACACCGGCGAGAAGCCACACAAAUGUACAUUUGAAGGCUGCACAAAAGCCUACUCGAGACUCGAGAACCUGAAAACGCACUUGAGAUCUCACACUGGAGAGAAGCCAUAUGUCUGUGAACACGAGGGCUGCAACAAGGCGUUCUCCAAUGCGUCAGAUCGGGCCAAGCACCAGAACAGGACACAUUCCAAUGAGAAACCAUAUGUAUGCAAAAUCCCUGGCUGCACCAAGCGUUACACAGACCCCAGCUCUCUCCGCAAACAUGUGAAGACCGUGCAUGGCCCUGAGGCUCAUGUCACCAAAAAGCAGCGUGGGGACAUGCACCCUCGGCCUCCGCCCCCGAGAGAUCCUGGCAGCCAUUCACAGUCCAGGUCCCCCGGCCGGCCACCUCAGGGAGCCUUUGGUGAGCAGAAAGAGCUGAGCAACACUACCUCAAAGCGGGAAGAAUGCCUCCAGGUGAAGCCUGUCAAGGCCGAGAAGCCCAUGACAUCUCAGCCAAGCCCUGGUGGUCAGUCUUCAUGCAGCAGCCAACAGUCCCCCAUCAGCAACUAUUCCAACAGUGGCCUCGAGCUUCCUCUGACCGAUGGAGGUAGCAUAGCAGACCUCAGUGCAAUCGAUGAAACCCCAAUCAUGGACUCAACCAUUUCCACCGCGACCACAGCCCUCGCUUUGCAAGCUAGGAGAAACCCGGCAGGGACCAGAUGGAUAGAGCACAUCAAACUUGAAAGGCUAAAACAAGUGAACGGAAUGUUUCCAAGGCUGAACCCUGUUCUACCCUCCAAAGCCCCUGCGGUGUCUCCUCUCAUAGGAAAUGGCACACAGUCCAAUAACAACUACAGUACAGGUGGGCCCGGCACCCUUCUCCCGAGCAGAGGUGACCUGUCGGGCGUAGACUUCACCGUGCUGAACACGCUCAACAGGAGGGACAGCAGCACCAGCACCAUCAGCUCCGCCUACCUGAGCAGCCGGAGAUCCUCCGGCAUCUCCCCCUGCCUGUCCAGCCGCAGGUCCAGCGAGGCGUCCCAGGCUGAAGGGCGACCCCAAAACGUGAGCGUCGCUGACUCCUACGACCCCAUCUCCACAGAUGCCUCACGGAGGUCCAGCGAGGCCAGCCAGGGCGAUGGGCUGCCCAGCCUUCUCAGCCUCACCCCCGUGCAGCAGUACCGCCUCAAGGCCAAGUAUGCUGCUGCCACGGGUGGCCCGCCACCCACACCCCUGCCCCACAUGGAAAGGCUGAGCCUAAAGACCAGGAUGGCCUUGCUAGGGGAGGGGAGGGACCCAGGGGUGACUCUGCCUCCAGUCCAUCCUCCUCGGAGAUGCAGUGAUGGAGGAGGCCACACAUACAGCCGGCGUCACCUCCUGCCUCAUGAUGCACUAGCGAACAGUGUAAGGAGAGCCAGUGACCCUGUGAGGACGGUCUCCGACAACAUGUCACUUCCCAGGGUUCAGCGCUUCAGCAGCCUCCACAGCUUUAACUCUCCAAGUUUGCCUCCAUCAGUAGAAAAGCGUAGCUUAGUGCUGCAAAAUUAUACCCGGCUGGAGAGCAGCCAGCCCCGAUACUUCCAAGCAUCCCCUUGUCCGCCCAGCAUCACAGAGCAUGUCGCCCUGGAGGCCCUGACCAUGGAUGCUGAUGCCAACUUGAAUGAUGAAGAUUUCCUGCCAGAUGACGUGGUACAGUAUUUAAACUCCCAGAACCAAACAGGGUAUGGGCAGCAAUUACAGAGUGCCAUCCCUGAAGAUAGCAAAGUAGCCCAUGGGCCCGAGGACUUGGACCUGCCUGGGCCACCAGACAGUCAUGUUGGCCAGCAGUACCCGGUUCUUGAGCAGCCUUGCUCUGAGGCCAGCAAAACUGAUCUGCCCAUCCAGUGGAACGAGGUCAGUUCCGGAAGCUCUGAUCUGUCAUCCUCCAAGCUGAAGUGUGCUCAGCGCCCUACCGUACAGCAGGCUCGAGCCUUUGGGUUAUAUAACAAUAUGGUGGUACACCCACAGAGUCUGUGGAAGGGUGGAGCUGGCUCAGCUGUGGGGUAUCAGACCCUUGAAGAGAGCGGCAGUGCCUACGGUGGCCCAGAGCACUUUGCAAUGCACAGUGGGGAGGUACCUGGCCACAGUGGACAUGCUUUCCAUGAACAGCCAUAUAAGACGCAGCAGUAUGGGAGCCAGCUCAACAGGCAGCCACUGACGUCCAGUGCACUAGACAGUGCCUGUGCUGCUGGCAUCCAAGGGUCCAAGCUGAAAGGCAACACCUUGCAAGAGAAUGGGAAUUUGCUAGAUUUUGGCCUGUCCACGGCACCAAAUGAGUUAGCUGGCAAUACAGUGAAUGGCAUGCAAACCCAAGAUCAAAUAGGCCAGGGGUACAUUGCUCAUCAUCUACUAGGUGGCAGCAUGCAACACCAGGGAGCCAGCCGCCCUGGCCAACCAAUCCUAGGGCAAGUUGGUGCUACCUCACAUAUUAACAUCUAUCAAGGGACGGAGAGCUGUCUGCCAGGGACUCAGGACAACAGCAGCCAGCCAUCGAGCAUGGCAGUUGUCAGGGGUUACCAGCCCUGUGCCAGCUAUGGGGGCAGCAGGCGCCAGGCAGUGCCAAGGGGCAGCCUCACUCUGCAACAAGUACAGCUCAGUGACAUGAGUCAGACCGGCAUCAAGAUGGAGGCACAAGGGCAGUCGCAGCAGCUCUGCUCUAGCAUGCAGAAUUACUCCGGUCAGUUCUAUGACCAAACCGCGGGCUUCAGUCAGCAAGACAGGAAAGCUAGUUCAUUCUCCCUUUCAGAUGCCAACUGCCUGCUCCAGGGGACUGGCACUGAAAACUCUGAGUUACUUUCCCCAGGUGCUAACCAAGUGACAAGCACAGUUGACAGCUUUGAUAGUCACGACCUAGAAGGAGUGCAGAUUGAUUUUGAUGCCAUCAUAGAUGAUGGGGACCAGACCAGCCUAAUGUCAGGGGCCUUGAGCCCAAGUAUCAUUCAGAACCUUUCCCACAGCUCCUCCCGUCUCACCACCCCACGGGCGCCCCUCCCGUUCCUCCCUGUCCAUGAGCACCACCAACAUGGCUAUUGGGGAUAUGAGUUCUUUGCUGACCUCUCUUGCAGAAGAAAGCAAGUUCCUUGCAGUUAUGCAGUAGGCAGUAGGCAAGGAGGAUCACAAAUAGAGAUUUUUUUCAAAAUUAGGACUUGAAAGAUUGAGUUGACUCUC